ACCCAAUUUCUCGAACGGAUACCGCAUAUAAAAGGACUCGCGGAUGACUAGAGCUUCAUUCGUCAACUCCUUCUGCAUUGGAAAGGUUCUCUUCCUGCCACAGUAUGAACCAACUUGUGAUCGCCCUCCUUGUCUGCGCUGCGGUGGUUGCUAAUGCCACCAGCUACAAAAGUGGUUACGGUGGUGGUUAUGGCGGAUACGGAGGCGGCCAUGGAAUUAUCGUCAGCUCUGGCUACGGGAAAGGACUCAGCGGUUACGGUGGCGGUUAUGGACUCGGUGGGUAUGGUAAAGGACUUGGCGGCUAUGGAGGUGGUUACGGACAUGGAGGCUAUGGAGGUAGUUACGGACAUGGAGGCUAUGGCGGCUAUGGUAAAGGUCUAGGAGGAUAUGGCGGCUAUGGACAGGGCGGAUAUGGAGGUUAUGGCAAGGCGCUUGUCGGAGGAUAUGGAGGAUAUGGUCACGGAGGUUACGGAGGUUAUGGUCUCGGCGGAUAUGGAGGACACGGUGGAUACGGCCUUGGAGGUUAUGGAAAAGGAUAUGGUGGUUAUGGAUAUGGGCAUCAUUAAAUUACUUCCUCUAAUACAAUGGACAGUAGAGCAUCAGUGAAGCCAACCUACUCUCACGUGAUGUGAAGAUCCUGGAAAUGGCUUAGAUCGAAGGCAAAGAAGCUAUGCGAAUGCCAACUUUUGUAAAUGUUUGUAGCAAUAAACUCUCUUAUUUAAUUUCA
Molecule: messenger RNA, 727 nt
Organism: Argiope bruennichi
Lineage: Eukaryota; Metazoa; Arthropoda; Arachnida; Araneae; Araneidae
Product: acanthoscurrin-2-like
Exons: 3
Coding region: 105-566 (153 amino acids)
Source: RefSeq, a predicted model, not a curated record